Amblyraja radiata (thorny skate) is the source of this 7511-nucleotide messenger RNA. RefSeq names its product granule associated Rac and RHOG effector 1 (gene garre1). Gene Ontology annotation, biological process: Rac protein signal transduction. Gene Ontology annotation, molecular function: CCR4-NOT complex binding. Bases 1257 to 4445 code for a protein of 1062 amino acids. NCBI's taxonomy places the organism in Eukaryota, Metazoa, Chordata, Chondrichthyes, Rajiformes, Rajidae. The transcript is spliced from 15 exons. The record is from RefSeq and is a predicted model, not a curated record.
GGAGCGGGAGCGAGCGGCGCCUUCACCCCCCCCCCCCCUCCUCACCCCCCGGAGCCGCCUCGUCCGUCAGCAGCGGAGCUCGGCCCUGGGUCGCCGCCACCGCCGCCGCCGCCGCACACAGGUAAGAGGAGAAAAAUUGAUGGCAUGCGGACUGCACGCUGCCAAAUUAUAUCAACGUUUAUACUACGUAGAAACAGCCCACAUCACUCUCAUUGGAUACUCAGGACAGGAAAUGACCUAGAAGCAGCAGCAAUACGUUAGUGCUUCCCUGCUUCAGCCAGCCGCCCAGUACAUGAUUAAUCUGGACACACCACUUGUUUCCGCUGCUGAGCUCAAACUACCUCAGCAAGAAUAAAAAGCUCGCAGCCUGCAGCAGAGGAGGAGGCGGUGGCGUGUGGAACGUGCACAAGCUGCGGACAGGGCCCUCUGUGAUUAGCUUUAGCGUUAAGGCCGACAGUCUCCAUCCCAGUGAAAUACACUUGACUGACUGAACCCUCUGAAGAGCUUGAACCGUACCCGGGGCACAAGUGACGUGGGCGGCUUUGAGCGAUUUGUCCAAGCACUGAAUAGCUAUUAUUUUAAAUUUAACUUUCGCUGUUGAUCAGUGUCUUAGUCCAUUUUGUAGUUGGAUUUUUUUAGUGUUUGCUUUGUGGAGCCAGUACUGUGUGUCGGAGCAAGCAAGAACAUUCACCAACAUCAUACCACUCCAUUCAAGGCAGGCGGGCAAUCCAGCAGCAGAUCCUACUGGUUAGCUGAAGCCCAUUCGUCCCUCUCCUCUCUGCUAGCUUAUUUCCCACUGUGAAAUGGCACCCACUCUACCAAUUGUUUGCUCCGGCUGUUUUUAUCGUAUUCGUUGGGACGACGUGAAGUGUUAGACUCUUUCUUUUCAUACGUUGCUGGGAAUCGCUGUGAUUAGGAGCAGCAGCUGAUGACUAUACAGGUCCAGCACGGAGCAUCUGUGCAGCUUGGGAACGGCUGCAUUUAUCUCUCCUCACUCGACAGGCUGCAGCGGGGCUGCGCCCAACAUACUACAUAAUUGCAAUUGACCUGAUCCAUAGGUCUCCUGUGCUGACCUGUGGUGAUUUUGUGCACGCAUGCUUGCACUCUGGAGAUAAAGUCAUGCACGUGAGUCUCUACCUUUUGGCAGGACUUUCCGUGCUCAAACUUGUUUGGGAAUUGUGACCGGGAGAACGGAGUUUCUGCGAUCAGACUUCUACUUGACGAAGGACGAGGUGACAGAGGCUUCACUGUCAUUUAUGUAUUGUUGCAGUGCCCAGGAAAAUAAGAUGGACUACAAGCGGCGGUUUCUGCUUGGCGGGUCCAAGCAGAAAGUGCAGCAACACCAGUACCCAAUGCCCGAGCUAGGCAGGACCAUGAGUGCACCCCUGACGUCCCCUGCAGCCACGUCCUCGCUGCCACCCACCGCCCCCAGCAGCUGCCCCAGCCCUACGUCCCCCACCACCCAGAUAGCCGACAUCCAGCAGGGCAUCUCCAAAUACCUGGAUGCCCUCAACGUCUUCUGCCGAGCCAGCACACUCCUCACAGACCUCUUCAGCAGCGUUUUCCGAAAUUCGCAUUAUUCCAAAGCAGCUAUGCAACUGAAAGACGUGCAGGUACAUGUCAUGGAGGCGGCAAGCAGGCUGACGGCCGCAAUAAAGCCGGAGAUUGCAAAAAUGCUGAUGGAGCUGAGUGCAGGCACGGCAAACUUCAAAGACCAGAAUGACUUCAGUCUUCAAGAUAUUGAGGUGCUGGGCCGAUGCUUCCUCACCGUGCUGCAGGUCCACUUCCAGUUCCUGUCGCAGGCGCUGCAUCGAGUCCAGCCUCUCGCACACUCCUGCCUGGCGGAGGCCCAAGCCCAGGAGAGGAAGAACGCCAUGGGCACGGAGCCGGCGAAGGGCAGCCGCGUGACAGAGCUGGAGGAGGCCGUACGAUCCUGGGCAGGGGCCUCUGAGGCCACCUCUCGUCUGCGUGAGAGGGGGAGCGAUGGGUGCCUGGCUGGUAUCGAGGUCCAGCGGUUGAUCUGCACACAGACCACUGCAAUUCCCGAGCAUCAGCUGAAGGAUCUGAACAUGAAGAUCGACAGUGCUCUGCAGGCUUACAAAGUGGCUUUGGAAAGUUUGGGUCACUGUGAAUACGCCAUGAAGGCUGGGUUCCACCUGAAUCCGAAAGCCAUUGAGGCCUCUUUACAGGGCUGCUGCAGUGAGGCGGAGGUGAAGCAGGCAGGGAGACGGCAGUACCCUGCGCAGCCCCUGCAGUGCGAGCUGCCCACCGUGCCUGUACAGAUCGGACCCCACUUCCUCAAGGGCGUCUCCUUCAGCGAGUCUGGAGCGGAGAACCUGAAGCUGAAGAUGCAGGCGAUGGUACAGCUGAUCAAGGAGGCAUCGGGACAGAGCGAUGUGUCGCCUCGUGACGAGCCGCCGACGGAGAUCCUCAACCAGGUGUGCCCGUCCACCUGGCGCGGUGCCUGCAAGACCGCCGUGCAGCUGCUGUUUGGGCAGGCCGGCCUGGUGGUGGUGGACACAGCACAGAUCGAGAACAAGGAGGCCUACGCGCCGCAGAUCAGCCUGGAGGGCACCCGUGUGGUGGUUCAGGUCCCCUCCACCUGGUGUGUGAAGGAGGAUCCCGCCACCAUGUCCUUGCUGCAGCGUUGCCUCGACCCGGAGAAGACCCUGGGGCUGAUCGACGUGCUGUACACCGCCGUCUUCGACCUGUCCAAGUGGAAAGAGCGAAGGGAGCAGGUUCUGCCGAGCAUCCAGAUCCAGUUGCGGCGGGAGUGUGCCGAGUUUGGGAGCCCAGUGGAGCUGCCGGUGGGGAACGGGUCGAUGGCCAAGCCCUCGGCGGGCCUGCAGAGGACCUUUGCCAAGCUGACAUCACGCUUCACCAAGAGGGGCUCCUGCAGCAGCGGCAACGGCAACGGUGCCGGAUCUUUCUCCAUCCCCAGCAAUCCCUCCAAGAGCGGCUUCUCCCUGAUGGGCACCGAGGAGGAGCGGCGGGCAAAGCCGCCUCACGCCGACCAGCGGCUACAGAGCAUCCUCAACGUCGGGCACUUCCCCAAGGCUGCCGACGGCCAGGAUCCCAGCCGUGGCCACGGAAACCCCCUGGUCAACGGCUUCUCCCUCGACCAGAGGGAGGCGCUGCUCAAAGGCGAGGAGGGCAUCAAGCUGCCGAGCGACCAGGAGAUGCAGGACGUCAUCGACUUCCUCUCCGGCUUCACCAUGGGCAAGUCCCAGCAGGCGAGUCCGCAGGUCAGCCGCAAGAGCCCCGCCGGGGUCCUCGACCAGAAAGGGGGGGUCCUGCAGCAGGGGCCACCUGCACCCCACGGCCCGAUGCCCCCCUCCCAGCCCGUCCGACAACACCCCCAGAAACCUCCGCCCUACUACCAGCACCUCCUGCAACCCAUCGGGCAGCCGGCCCCCACCCCCUCCCUCCCCCACGCCCCCCGAGCCCCCGGCAAGUGGCCCAACAGCUCGCCCCAGCAGCGGGCACAGAGCCCGGGGCCCGGCCUCUCUCCCAUCGGGCCCCUGAGCCAGUGGAACAGUCCCGGGCCCCCCUCGGACCUGGGCUCGGACUUGUACAGCCUGGGUCUGGUGGGCAACUACAUGGACAGCAUCAUAGACAACGUGAUGUCCGACAUGCUGGCCCCCAAGGCACCCAACACCAGGAACAACACAUGGCCCAACCGCAUGCAGAGCGAUGGUGUCUUCGGCAUGCUGGCCGACGUCCUACCCUUCGAUCCUGCCGUGGGCUCGGACCCAGAGUUCGCCCGGUAUGUCGCUGGCGUGAGUCAGGCCAUGCAGCAGAAGCGGCAGGCACAGCAAAUGCGACGGCACAGCACUGCCAGGACCAACUGGCCCGUCAGCGACGAGCCACACAGGACGUGGCACCCCCCAGAGUACUUCACCGAGGGGGACGUCAUGAGCUGGUCAGGGACGCAGGGAGACUCUGCCAGCUCCAGCGACGAAGCUUCUUCUGCUAAUGGCGACAGUUUAUUCUCCAUGUUCUCAGGGCCUGACCUUGUUGCUGCUGUCAAACAGAGAAGAAAACACAGCAGUGGUGAUCGGGAAACUUCCACCCUCCCUUCUCCUCCCGUCUUAUCCACACUAGAUGAUCUUAGCCAGGACAACAAGACCAAGACGUGGCCUCCAAAGGCCCCGUGGCAACACUUGGCGUCCCACAGCAACACCAUGCCCAACCCGGGUACCUCGCUGUACCAGAUGACCAGCCCCCCGGGCCAGUGGAACGACUCGAUGCAGAUGCUGCCGUCCGCGGUGUGGUCUACCGUGGCUGACGGCUCCUCUUCCUCCGGCAUCUCCUCCAACUUCUCCUACGGCCAACAGCCGCCACAGUGCCAGCCGCCAGUGUCCCAGCACAAACCCGUGAGCAAGGGCUUCAAAUCCUACCCCCUGAAGCAGGAGAGAAGACCCUCCUAUCUCCACCAGUACUAGCUUCCCAGAAGUGACUUUAAACCCAGACCCCCACGACUGGCUGGAGCCAGGGUGGCCCCCCAACGACUGCGAGCUUUACCACUCGGUAUACGGUCAGCAGGUGUCUCUCUGUCCCAGCGCCUCGUUCAGCCGCCGGUGCUUUUGUCUUCUCGGUGUAGGAAGGAACUGCAGAUGCUGUUUUACACUGAAGAUAGACACAAUGUACUGGAGUAACUCAGCGGGUCCGGCAGCAUCUCUGGAGAAAAAGAACAGGUGACGUUUCGAGUCGAAACACCUCUUCAGACUGAGAGUCAGGGGAGAGGGAAACGAGGUAUGGAAAGGUACAGAACGGAUCAGAGCUGGUACGGAUGACCAAGAAAAGGUGGAGCCCACAACGGUCCAUUGUUGGAUGUGGAAGACUGUUGUUUGUAUCCCUUCAUUAUUACCUCUUCAGCCAACAAUGGACCGUUGUGGGCUCCACCUUUCCUGGGUCAUUGUUACCGGCUCCGAUUUGUUCUCGACCCGAAACGUUACCUAUCUACGUUCUCCAGGAACGCUGCCUGACCCACUGAGUUACUCCAGCACUCUGUCUAUCUCUCUGCUCUGCGAGCGCAGGUGGGUGGCGGCGGUGGCUGGUAGUUGUGCUGCGUUGGGGCAGCGAGGGACUCUGGCUAUCGGGGCGUCAGGGCGAGGUUCGGGAAGCUGCCCUUUCCCCCACUCCCUGCUCUGCUCCCUAUCCUGACCACGGUCAGAAGCGGCGCUGUUGUGUGGCGGGGCCCCCAGUACGAGUCACACCCCCUGGUGGCGAGGGAGCGGAGCGCAUUGUACAUGACCAUCAGACACUGAUCACUACAAACCCCGAGGGGUGGAGGGGGAGACACUUCAAGCAGCUGCAGUAGUUUCUUUUUAAAAACUUUAAAGCAAACUUUAAAGACCGUUAAAGCAAAAUGUAGCACCUCUAAUUGGCUUUGCCCUAAAGACCCCCAGGUCUUGUGUUGUCCCCGCUGUAGCACCUAGACACCAAAUUGGCCCCACGCUGGGACUGGAGAUAGACACAAAGUGCUGGAGUAACCCAGCAGGUCAGGCAGCAUCUCUGAGUUGGGUGGGGGAUCGGAAGGCAAAAUGAUUCUCGCACCCUCCCCUCCAUAAGCUGGGGUGACCAGGGAGUGGGGGCACUUGGGGCGGCGCUGCGACCCCUCCCUGCAGAGUUUGGGUUGUGGGUCAGGGCACGUUGCCGUGGGAGGGUCGGUCUGUGUGAUCUGUUGUCGGUACUGGUGUAAUGUUCUGAGUUUUAUCCACAUUCUUGAUUCUGACCCGCCCCUCCCACCUCGACUCUGGCUGGGUGCGAGGGAACCUCACUAAGCCCAGCUCCGCCUGGUGUCCCCGCCGAGCUCCGCCUGGAGCCCACUCUCCGUGUCCCCGCCCAGCUCCGCCUGGUGCCCACUCUCCGUGUCCCCGCCCAGCUCCGCCUGGUGCCCACUAUCCGUGUCCCCACCCAGCUCCGCCUGGUGCCCACUCUCCGUGUCCUCGCCCAGCUCCGCCUGGUGUCCACUCUCCGCGUCCCCACCCAGCUCCGCCUGGUGCCCACUCUCCGUGUCCUCGCCCAGCUCCGCCUGGUGCCCACUCUCCGCGUCCCCGCCCAGCUCCGCCUGGUGCCCACUCUCCAUGUCCCCACUCCCGUGUCCACUCCCACAGAGCCGCAAGCCGCAUUUGGUAGCAAAAACAAAAGUUAAACUAAAAACCAUUGUUAAAACGCGCGUUGCUCAAACUUUUAUAGCGAGAAUCAAGGAGAAACAGGGCAAGACAACUCGUCACCUGUGUAAAUUUUGUAAUACUUUUUUAUAAACUUGCCGGUGGUUGUACUGGAGUUGUAGGGAAGGGGUGGUGGGUAUUGAACCUGAUCUUUCCCCAGCUCCCCGCUGCCGGAGGGCGGGUGGUAGAGCGAGGCAGAGGGAGAGAGUAGUCGCCAGCGCGGAGCUCCCUGCGUUGCCCGCUGCAGCAACGGGCCUGGUGCCUUGCGUGGAGUUUGGAGUCUCCGCGCUGAGAGGAAGCAACACGCCCGAAUUGUCCGCUACCUUGUUUCAUAAACAGUGCCGGGAGUUCUCAUCCCCCUUCGUCUCACCCUCAGCCUCCCCCCUGAUCCCCCACUCCUCCUCCCCCGCCUGUCCCCAUCUCUCCCUCCUCACGCCUGUCCUGACCACACUGCGCGCUCCGUCUACAGAACCCACCCAUUCCCCCGGCUCUACCCCUACCUGCCAUCGCCCUGUGGGUCUGUCCGGAGCGCUUGUGGUGCGAGGUUCGGGCCCCGUCACCUCCUGAAGCUCAAAUUGACAAAUAACGAGACAUCUGAAGCGCUUGUAUGGUCCCGCCAGGAGGUGAUUAAUUGUCUGGGUUCAGACUCGGAGGAUCUGAAGUGAAAUUAGAAGCUGCUUAAGCCUUGUAUAUUGAAGCUAAAGAGAGAAUGUGGAAGUGAGAAUUGGUGCAGACUUUUAUAAUAUGUUUUAAAAACCCUACAUGCACUUUCUGCAAACCUGUCUCCAUUAUAAGUUUGUACGCCAACAUUUAUAAUGGGAGCGACCAUAGUGACCGUCAAUCUGUGUGCAAGCACACUGCCAACAGACUGACUAAUGCCGCGCAGUCAAACGCUUUGUGGAGGAAGGAACUGCAGAUUCUGGUUUACACCGAAGAUGGACAUAAAAUGCUGGAGUAACUCAGCGGGCCAGGCAGCUUCUCUGGACAAAAGGAAUAGGUGACCUUUCAGGUCAAGACAACUUCUUCAUUCCUCUUCUCCAGAGACGCUGCUUGACCGGUGGAGUUACUCCAGCGUUUUGUAUCUAUCUUCAGUCAAACGUUUUAAUUGGAAAGGUUGCUGUGAAUUUAUAAUGGAAGCGUAUAAAAUCAAGGACAAUGACUGUGAAAUGGGGCUCGGCUGUCAGAUCAGUAAACCCCAUCUCCCAAACCCUUUCGACAUGAAGGAUUAUACUGUCGCCAGUCCCGAUACACCUCUCAUCGAGCAGCCGCCACUGCAUUUCAUAUUUAGGACUUCAAGGUAUUUUCUGUUUUUAUAUAAAGCUUGUGUCUGCCACA